Molecule: messenger RNA, 2136 nt
Organism: Pipistrellus nathusii (Nathusius's pipistrelle)
Lineage: Eukaryota; Metazoa; Chordata; Mammalia; Chiroptera; Vespertilionidae
Source: the annotation of a GenBank genome assembly
AUGGCCGUGUACCGCGUGUGUGUGACCACUGGUGCCUACCUGGGGGCAGGCACCCUGGACAGCAUCUCCGUCACUCUGGUGGGCACGUGCGGUGAGAGCCCCAAGCAGCCGCUGGAUCACAUGGGCAGGGACUUUACCCCCGGAUCGGUGCAGAAGUACAAAGUGCGCUGCCCCGCAGAGCUGGGGGAGCUCUUGCUGCUGCGUCUGCACAAGGAGCGCUAUGCUUUUUUCCGCAAGGACUCCUGGUACUGCAGCCACGUCCGCGUCACCGCCCCCGAUGGCACCCUCGUCCCCUUCCCCUGCUACCAGUGGAUCGAGGGCUUCUGCACCCUGGAGCUGCGACCAGGCACAGCGAGAACUAUUUGUCACGACUCCCUUCCCCUCCUCCUGGACCACAGGAAAAGGGAACUCCAGGCCCGACAAGAAUGCUACCGCUGGAAGGUCUUUGCUCCUGGCUUCCCAGGCAUGGUGGACGUCAGCAGCUUUGAGCAGAUGGAGUCAGACAAGAAGUUUACCUUGACCAGGACAACAACUCGUGCAAACCAGGACGACAGCAGUGGGAAUCGGUACCUGCCUGGCUUCCCCAUGAAGAUUGACAUCCCAUCCCUGCUGCACAUGGAGCCCAAUAUCAGAUACUCAGCCACCAAGACGGCCUCGCUGAUCUUCAAUGCCCUCCCUGCGUCCUUGGGCAUGAAGCUUCGCGGGCUGCUGGACCGGAAGGGCUCCUGGAAGAAGCUGGAUGACAUCCGGAACAUCUUCUGGUGCCACAAGACCUUCACUUCAGAGUACGUCACUGAGCACUGGUGUGAGGACUCCUUCUUCGGGUACCAGUUCCUGAAUGGCGUCAACCCCGUCAUGAUCCACUGCAUCCCCAGCUUGCCCAGCAAGCUGCCCGUCACCAACGACAUGGUGGCCCCGCUGCUGGGGCCUGGCACCUGCCUGCAGACAGAGCUAGAGAGGGGGAACAUCUUCCUGGCCGACUACUGGAUCCUGGCGGAGGCCCCGGUCCACUGCCUCAACGGCCGCCAGCAGUACGCGGCCGCCCCGCUCUGCCUGCUGUGGCUCAACCCGCAGGGGGCGCUCAUGCCCUUGGCCAUCCAGCUCAGCCAGACCCCCGGGCCGGAGAGCCCCAUCUUUCUCCCCACGGACUCCGACUGGGACUGGCUGCUGGCCAAGACGUGGGUGCGCAACUCCGAGUUCCUGGUGCACGAGAACAACACGCACUUCUUGUGCACGCACCUGCUGUGCGAGGCCUUCGCCAUGGCCACGCUGCGCCAGCUGCCGCUCUGCCACCCCGUCUACAAGCUCCUGCUUCCCCACACCCGGUACACGCUGCAGGUGAACACCAUCGCCCGCGCCACGCUGCUCAAUCCGGAGGGCCUGGUGGACAAGGUCACCUCCAUCGGAAGGCAAGGCCUCCUCUACCUCAUGAGCACGGGCCUGGCCCACUUCACCUACACCAAUUUCUGCUUCCCGGACAGCCUGCGGGCCCGCGGGGUUUUGGCUAUCCCCAACUAUCACUACCGGGAUGACGGCCUGAAGAUCUGGGCCGCCAUUGAGAGCUUUGUCUCAGAAAUUGUGGGCUACUACUACCCCAGCGACGCGUCUGUGCAGCAGGAUUCCGAACUGCAGGCCUGGGUCGGCGAGAUUUUUGCUUGGGGGUUCCUGAACCGGGAAAGCUCAGGCUUCCCAUGCCGGCUGCGCACCCCACAAAAGCUGCAGAAGUUCCUCACAGCCAUCAUCUUCAACUGUUCCGCCCAGCACGCCGCUGUCAACAGUGGGCAGCAUGACUUCGGGGCCUGGAUGCCCAACGCUCCGUCAUCUAUGAGGCAGCCCCCACCGCAGACCAAGGGGACGACCACCCUGAAGAGUUACCUGGAGACCCUCCCAGAAGUGAACAUCACCUGUAGCAACCUCCUCCUCUUCUGGCUGGUCAGCCAAGAGCCCAAGGACCAGCGGCCCUUGGGCACCUACCCGGAUGAGCACUUCACCGAGGAGGCCCCGCGCCGGAGCAUCGCCGCUUUCCAGAGCCGCCUGGCCCAGAUCUCCCAGGACAUCCGGGAGCGAAACAAAGGCCUGGUUCUGCCCUACGCCUACCUGGACCCUCCCCUCAUUGAGAACAGCGUCUCCAUCUAA